Molecule: messenger RNA, 1339 nt
Organism: Aspergillus saccharolyticus JOP 1030-1
Lineage: Eukaryota; Fungi; Ascomycota; Eurotiomycetes; Eurotiales; Aspergillaceae
Product: D-galactonate dehydratase
Exons: 4
Coding region: 83-1234 (383 amino acids)
Biological process (GO): D-galactonate catabolic process; amino acid catabolic process
Molecular function (GO): galactonate dehydratase activity
Source: RefSeq, a predicted model, not a curated record
GUAUAAAUCCGUUGCGAUAGAAUGAAACAAGAUCUUUUGGCCUGUUCCUCCUUGAACGUGUAUAUUUUAGAAACCUUAAGCCAUGGCCCGCAUCAAGUCCAUUGAAUAUUUCCGAGUCAAGCCUCGCUGGUUGUUCGUCAAGAUCACCGAUGAUGAAGGCCAGUUCGGCUGGGGUGAAGCGACACUCGAAGGCCAUACCCUAGCAGUGGAGGGGGCCCUGGACGAGAUUAUCUCUCGGGUGAUUGGGUAUGAAGCAGACGACAUCGAACACAUCUGGCAAACCAUCUGGCGACUAGGAUUCUAUCGGGGUGGACCCGUAUUCAUGUCCGCCUUGUCCGGCAUUGACAUCGCCCUGUGGGAUCUGAAAGGCCGUCGACUGGGCGUGCCUGUGUACCAACUGCUGGGCGGCAAAGUACGCAACAAGAUCCAGGUCUACGCGUGGAUCGGAGGCGACAGACCCAAUGACGUGGAGAUAGCUGCAAAGGCACGUAUCGAGCAAGGACUCAAAUGCGUCAAAAUGAACGCCACGGAAGACGUCAACUGGCUAGACUCGCCGGCGAUUCUAGACUCGUGCAUCGAGCGCAUCAAGCAGGUCAAAGCUCUGGGACUGGACGUAGGCCUCGAUUUUCACGGCCGUUUGCACCGUCCCAUGGCCAAGCAGCUCGCCAAAGCCCUCGAGCCCUACCGUCCCUUGUUCAUUGAAGAGCCCCUGCUGGUGGAGCAUCCGGAGGCGAUCAAGCAGCUCUCCCAGCAGACCAGCAUCCCGAUUGCUCUUGGCGAACGCUUGUACACGCGGUGGGAUGCCAAGCGGUUCUUGGAGGAUGCAUCAAUCGAUAUCCUCCAGCCGGAUAUUGCGCAUGCGGGCGGCAUUUCGGAGACGAAGCGGAUCGCCACGAUGGCGGAGACUUAUGAUGUGGCGAUUGCCCCGCAUUGUCCUUUAGGCCCAAUUGCCCUGGCAGCGUCAAUGCAGGUGGCCACCUCCACCCCUAAUUUCGUAAUCCAGGAAAUGUCGCUGGGGAUGCAUUACAAUGUUGAAGCGGGAGAUAUUGAUCUGACUAGCUAUCUGGUAGACGCGUCGGUGUUUGAUAUUGCGGAUGGGUACGUGACGGUGCCCAAAGGAGCAGGACUUGGGAUUGAGAUUAAUGAGGAGCUGGUACGGAAGAUCAGUGGGGAAAGCGAGCCAUGGCUGCCAAAGGAGUUCUAUGGACCUGAUGGAGGCAUUCGUGAGUGGUAGCGAGAGAGAGAGAAAGAGAGAGAGAAAGAGAGAGAAAAAGAGAGAGAGAGAGAGAGAGAGAGAGAGACGGAGACUGUGGGGUGGAGGACAGAAGCAGAGUAGAGG